AUGUUCUGGUUUAGAAUGACUAUGUUCAAGAAAAGAUCAUUGUAUUCGAUACUAUUUAUAUGUUUGAUCUUUCUGAUCUCUCGUCAACAUAGAUCUUAUGCAGUGGUCGAAUCGGUGGUUAAAAGUAAUGCAUAUGAUGCAUUCUAUUCUGAAGUAUAUGAGUUGCUGAUUUCGAGUAAACCAAUGGAUCCACCAUCAGAUAAAAAUUCUUUUAGACUGACAAGCUGUGAUUUACCAAAAGAUGUCGGUAUUAAUGAUCUUGAUAGAUUCGAAAAAUUAUCCUUUGAUAAUUUACAGAGAUGUUAUCACUUAUCUAAUGAACAGGCUCAAGAUUUGCAGAAAGCGCACUCGAGCUAUGUCAAGAGUAUCAAAGAUUUAAUUGAUAACCAUUCAAAUAUAAUUUCAAAAGAUGACGAGAAAAAGAAAGGUAUAUUAACCGUUGGUGGCGGUAGGUAUUCCGUCUUACUAUUCACGAUGAUUCAAAAAUUAAGAGAAACAGGUACAACUUUGCCAGUAGAAGUCCUGAUUCCUCCACAGGAUGAAGGUGAUGACGAAUUUUGUAACGUUAUCUUACCUCAAUUUAACGCUAAAUGUAUCUAUUUCAAAGAUUAUCUUCCUCCUAACCUUUUAGACAAACUCGUGUUGAAAUCAUACCAAAUAAAAGCUUUAGGUUUAUUAAUGACUAGUUUCAAUCAAAUUCUAUUCUUAGAUGCAGACAACUAUCCAAUGAAAAAUUUGAAUUACAUUUUUGAAACUGAAUCUUUCCAAAAAUAUGGUUUAAUCACAUGGCCUGAUAUUUGGAGAAGAUACACACCUCCUGCAUAUUAUAAUAUUGCUGACAUCGACUUUAAUCUGGAAAAAAGAGUUAGAUUCGAAACGGAUGAUAUUUCUCCAGUCAGUAGAUACGAUGAUAUAUUCCCAACCUUAUUAAACGAUGAGCGUAAACUAACCGAAUAUACAUCUUCAAAAGUUCCAUUCCAUGAUUUGGAGGGUACAAUUUCAGAUCUUACCACGGAAUCUGGCCAAAUGUUAAUUGAUAAGAAGAAACAUUUAGACACACUUUUACUUGCAUUUUACUACAAUUUUUACGGACCUUCAUGGUAUUACAACAUGUUUUCUUUGGGGUCAUCCGGAGAAGGUGAUAAAGAGACUUUUAUUUCGGCAGCACAUGCAUUGGGGAAACCAUACUACCAAGUAAAAUCAAAGGUCGAAUUCGAUGGAUUCUUCCAUGACAAAGAUGGUUUCCAAGGGCUUGGUUUAAUGCAACAUGAUUUUGAACAAGAUUAUCAAGUCCACAAGAAUGCAAUGCUGGAAGUUGCAGGAAAUCCUGAUAAAUAUUCCAAAUAUGAAUCGGAUUAUAAAUUAGAAACAUCGUUCACAGAUCAAUUCUUAAGAAAGUAUAAUAAUAAAAAAGAUUUGGUAGACAUCAUGUUCGUACAUGCAAGUUUUUUCAAAUUUGAACCAUUGGAGCUUCAUAGUAAAAAUCGUUAUUACAUGAGUGAUAACAGUCCGUUGAGAGGAUUCAAGAGAAUGGAUAGAAUGAAUAACUUUGAUUUGGAACUAUUUAACUUCCAAAUUUUGAGGGAUAAUUUGUGCAGCACGAAACCAGUGGCUUUCAAAGUCUAUGAAGACAAAUAUGACACCGAUGAAUGGAAAUCUGUGUGUGAGUAUCUCGACAAACGUGUGACAUUUUUAAAAAAAACCCAUGAGGAAGCCAUAAAUGCUGCAAAAUCUUCAUAG
Messenger RNA from Kazachstania africana CBS 2517, 1740 nucleotides. It is a transcript of the gene MNN5, whose product is annotated as alpha-1,2-mannosyltransferase MNN5. Bases 1 to 1740 code for a protein of 579 amino acids. NCBI's taxonomy places the organism in Eukaryota, Fungi, Ascomycota, Saccharomycetes, Saccharomycetales, Saccharomycetaceae. The transcript has a single exon. The record is from RefSeq and is a predicted model, not a curated record. Gene Ontology annotation, biological process: mannan biosynthetic process. Gene Ontology annotation, cellular component: Golgi apparatus. Gene Ontology annotation, molecular function: alpha-1,2-mannosyltransferase activity.